CACUCUCUGCAUCAUUUCCUAGUCUUGGCCUCUAAGCUCCUUGGCACAGGUCCCGCCCCUAGCUAGGAGCCCUACGUUCUACCCGCUCAAGACUGGACGUCACGAACGGGCAGUUCGGGUCCACACGUAACCGGGUCAGAUGGCGACUUCCACGGGCAGCCAUCGGGGUUCCAGAUGACCACGACUUUGCCUUACACCAGGCGCUAGAGCCCGCACGUCUUUAGGCGAGCCCCCGCCCCCGAGCGCGGGAACCGCUGUUUGGCUAGCCCAUGCUUCCGACUGGGCGGCCGCCCGGCGCGAGCGCGCAUGCCCAGAGCCGGCAGCGCUGAGACGCGGGGCGCUCGGGGUGGGCAGCCCGCAAGCGCGUGCUUGUGGGGCGGGGCCGCCUACGCGCGUGCGCAGAAAGGCCAGCGCGGUCCAGCGCAGAGCUGGAGGGAGCGGUGCGGUGCGGGGCGCCGAGAUACAAGAGACAUCAGAGUGGUGUGGAUAUUUACCUAAACUCACUGAAGACAACUCCCGUGACGUUGGAUGCUCUACCAUCCAGAUCAGGAAGAGGCCGGAAGAGGAUGCUGGAUCCCUUAGAACCGGAGUUACAGACAGUUUUAAACUCCCUGCACUGGCUGCUGGGAAUUGAACUCAGGUCCUCUGGAAGAGAAGCUGUGUGGGAUGACUGACUGGUUGACGGGAAGCCCCCAAGGACGGGGCUGCAAGAUUUAGCUGCUCUUAGUUCCCUUCCUGGCAGCCUGGGAACUACCUCCCAGGCACCUCAGGCGCCAUGGACUCCCCAGGGUACAACUGCUUUGUGGACAGGGACAAGAUGGACGCAUCCAUCCAGGACCUGGGGCCAAAGGAACUGAACUGCACGGAGCUGCAGGAGUUGAAGCAGCUGGCACGACAGGGCUACUGGGCUCAGAGCCACGCCCUGCGGGGGAAAGUGUACCAGCGCCUGAUCCGGGACAUCCCCUGCCGCACAGUCACACCUGACGCCAGCGUGUACAGUGAUAUCGUGGGCAAGAUUGUGGGCAAGCACAGCAGCAGUAGCUUGCCCUUGCCUGAGUUUGUGGACAACACUCAGGUGCCCACCUACUGCCUGAACACACGGGGUGAGGGGGCUGUGCGCAAGAUUCUCCUGUGUAUCGCCAAUCAGUUCCCCGACAUCUCCUUCUGCCCUGCCCUGCCUGCUGUGGUGGCCCUGCUGCUGCACUACAGCAUUGACGAGGCUGAGUGUUUCGAAAAGGCCUGCCGCAUCCUAGCUUGCAAUGACCCCAGCAAGAAGCUCAUUGACCAGAGCUUCCUGGCCUUCGAGUCCUCCUGCAUGACAUUUGGGGACCUGGUGAACAAGUACUGCCAGGCGGCCCACAAACUGAUGGUGGCUGUGUCAGAGGACGUCCUGCAGGUCUAUUCUGACUGGCAGCGAUGGCUGUUUGGGGAGCUGCCCCUCAAUUACUUUGCUCGUGUUUUUGAUGUCUUCCUUGUAGAAGGCUACAAGGUAUUGUACCGCGUCGCUCUGGCCAUCCUCAAGUUCUUCCACAAGGUGAGAGCAGGACAGCCCAUCGAGUCAGACAAUGUGAAGCAAGACAUCCGCAUAUUUGUCAAGGACAUUGCCAAGACAGUGUCCCCUGAGAAACUACUAGAGAAGGCUUUUGCCAUCCGCCUGUUUUCCCGAAAGGAGAUCCAGCUCUUGCAACUGGCCAAUGAGAAAGCACUAAAGCAGAAGGGCAUUACUGUCAAACAGAAGAGUGUCUCACUUUCUAAAAGGCAGUUUGUGCACUUGGCUGUCCAUGCAGAAAACUUCCGCUCAGAGAUCGUCAGCGUGAAGGAGAUGAGAGACAUCUGGUCCUGGAUCCCCGAGCGUUUUGCCCUCUGCCAACCCCUCUUACUCUUCUCCUCGCUGCAGCAUGGGUACAGCCUAACCAGGUUCUAUUUCCAGUGUGAAGGACACGAGCCUACCCUCCUGCUCAUCAAGACCACGCAAAAGGAGGUUUGUGGUGCUUACCUGUCAACAGACUGGAGCGAAAGAAAUAAGUUUGGAGGCAAACUGAGCUUCUUUGGAACCGGAGAAUGCUUUGUUUUUAGGCUGCAGCCAGAGGUGCAGCGUUACGAGUGGGUGGUCAUCAAGCAUCCAGAGCUGACUAGGCCGACAUCCUUCAAGUCCUCAGAGGCUGCAGCCGCUCCUUCCCUCCUCAGCCACUCCGUCUCUUCAGACCCUGCUGAUCGGCUCUCGCCUUUCCUGGCUGCCCGGCACUUCAACCUGCCCUCCAAGACUGAAUCCAUGUUCAUGGCUGGGGGCAAUGACUGCCUCAUCAUUGGGGGAGGAGGUGGCCAAGCACUCUACAUUGACGGGGAUCUGAACCGCGGCCGCACUGGACACUGCGACACCUUCAACAACCAACCCCUCUGCUCUGAGAACUUCCUCAUCUCAGCUGUGGAGGCCUGGGGCUUCCAAGACCCUGACACCCAGUGAUGGGUCUGCGUUGAUGGUGACUGAGCCACGUUGUGGAGUGAUGGGGUGGAGGCCAAGCUGCCUCUUGAGGGAGCAGGGAGUGAGUGAGACACCACCCCUAUGAAGCAGUCAGGCUUGGUGCACAGUGGGGACGUCACUGUCAAGAGGCAAGCCUGGCUGCUGCUUGGACUGGCUGCCCCUCUGCCUUGGACUUGUUAGGCUAGGACCCUGAACCCUCCUACUUCUGAGCUCGAGGGGCUGUUAUGCUCCCAACGCUGUCCAGUGUCUGCCCUCACCCAGGGUCCUGGCUCUGCGUGGAGGGGUCCUGUGCCCAAGAUUGCCCGGGGCUAUGUUGCUCUGCCCCUGGGCCUCAGCCCUUUGUAGGGAAAGGGCAAAGGAAUCUUAUUGCCAAAUGUGGGUCUGUGGUGCCCCCUGCUGGUUCUUUGUCUCUGUAGCGCCAAAGAACCAGCCUCUGCCCUCUGAGGCUUCUCUGAGCUACAUUUGCUGCUCCAGGAUAGGAUGGGGAGGGCAGUAUUGUACAGGGCUCUGCAGCUUCUCCUGUCCUAGAAGGAUGAGGGCUGGAGAGCUGUCUUUUGUCUUUGAGUUUCUGCAGAGCCGGAAGCUCUUGCUGCACCUCACUGCAAGUCCACACCUGAAGGUGGCUUCUGGAGAGACGUUCUUUGACCAACCUGGCCAGUCAGCUCCCUCUCCAGGGUUCUCCUCAGAGAUAACUGGGCUCAGUGAGGCUUUUGCCCUCCUUCUGUACAUCCCUGUAGCCUCCUUGAACUCCUGUAGUCUUGGUGACUCCUGUGUUUCCUUUCCUUGUCACUGUAGUGACUGAGGCCCAGGAUCACCCGAACCCUAGCAUGGCAUGCUUGUCUCAGUUCAGCCUUCUGCCUUCUCCUCAGGCCUGUGGUUCCCUGUUCACACAGCAUUUGAUAAACCAGUGUGACUUUCAGAUCCCUGUGCUGUCACGAUGACUAGCCACAUGCCAUGUUUUCUGUGUGCUACCCCUUCUCCCUUCCAGUCUCUGGAUGUCUGUGCUUCUUGAGCCCUGUACUGGCCUGGCACACAGUAGAUGCCGAGGGAAGUACCACCUCCGAGAGGACUGCAGCAAGCUCCAUUUCCCCAGAACCUCCCUCCCACCCUGUGACCUCCCUCAGCUGGUCCUGAGGGUCUAGGCACCACAGAGGAAGAGAGAAGCAGCAGUGGCCCAAAUGACUGUGCUGGGGCCACAGAAGUCUGGAUCAAACGGACAGUUGCCUGGUUCCCCCAUGACUAUGUCUGGCAUGCCUCAGUCAGCACUGGUUCCCACAUGACUGUGUCUGGCAUAUCUCAGUCAGCAUGUGUCACACCAGUGCUUGUCUCCGUGAUGAUACUCUUGCUGUGGGAGGUUUAUCCUUCCCUGUUCCAUCUAUUCCCAUCAACUCCUAGCAAGACCACAUGGCACAAGAGGCAGGGCAGGGAGGAGCCCUCUGAAAUUUUGGGCCAUCUGGUAAACCUGAAUAGAACUUUGGAUUCUGCACAGUGGACCAGUUCUCCCACCAUGCUGGCUUCUGGGACAGGUCGAUUUGACUCUCUAGAGGGAAGAAGUACUGGGAGGAACUGUUGUUGCUCACCUCCACAGAGUGUUGUAGCCCCUACCACCCAUUCCUCUGAGCCCAUGGUCCCAGGCCUGUACUCCCAACUUUGGUGUUCACUUAACACCAUCUUGGUUUUUGUUAUUGUUGUUUCUGGCAAGAUCUUACUAGGUAACCUAUUUGGUCUGGAACUCCCUAUGUAGCCCAGGCUAGCCUGGAAAUUCCUAUGUAGCCUAGGUUGGCCUCAAAAUCAUGACCUGCCUCAGCCUCCUAAGUGCCAGGCUCAGAGGCAUUAAGCUCAGCACUUUCCUCUUGCAUUAACUCUGAGGCCCCCAGGACUUUUCCAGGCUGUGCCAUCAUGAUGCUCACCCAUGCAUUGCCACUGGGACUCAGUCGCCUGUCAGAAGCAGAUUAAGUUAACUGGGCAGUGUGUGCAGGGCCCUGCAAGGUUCCUGACUGGGUAGUAGAUUUCUUGUUUUGUGUGGCCCCCACUGGCCUUCCUGGGGGUCCAGCCUAAGAAGACUGGUCGAUACUUAGUCAUGAUUACAUCAUAAGCAAAGUUCUUAGCUUUUACCCACAGCAUACUCAGUUUUUUAAAUUUAAUAUCUCCUUUUUUCUGACUUUUCUACCAAAAGGCGUGUGUCAUUCUCUUUAUAUUUUUAUUCUUAUCUGAUACUGAGUGUUUCUACUUAGUAUUUAUUAAUAUUUUCUAUUAUUUAUUAGCUUUUAAUGUUAAAAACAAGCCAAAACUUGAUGGCAUUGUAUAAGAAGUCAUAUUUUAUCAGCAUUUAAAUAUUUGUUUUUAAAACAAAUAUUGAACUUAAUGUAAGCCAGUUCGUUAAACUAACUAACUAACUUAGUUAAUAUAAACCGUAUGCCUUGGGGACCUCAGAAAACCAGUUUGUACUUUGGUUUUGUUUGUGACAAGAGCAGUGUCAUGUAGCUUGGGCUAGCCUUGAACUCUCUUUGUGCUCCCACACCCCACAUGUUCGGAUCACAGGUGUACCACUUUGCGUGGUAAUGAUCAGCUCAUUUUAAAAAUAAUUUAUGAUACAACAGUGGGUGUUUGCAUUUUAAGAAUUUCUCUAUUGUAAUUAUUGAACUAAAUUACUAUUUUAGUUUUUCUUAUGUUUGUGAGCUGCCACGUGGGUGCUGGGCAUUGAACCUGGGUCCUCUGCAAGAGCAGCCAGUGCUCCUAACCACUGAGCCACCUCUCCAGCCCCACAGUUUUUCCUGUUUUUGUCAUCUGCUUGCUUUUAUUUUUCCAGUUUUUCAGAGCACUUUGUUUUAGAGCACUCUGGAUUUCACAUUUUCAAGUUUUUCUUACUCAUUUCCUGAGUCAUUUCCUAGAGCUUUUCUGGUCUCCUUAAGUAUUUUAUAUUUAAUAAUUUAGGUUUGUACUCAUUUUUUUAAGAUGCUGAGGAUUGAACCUAGGAUCCUAUACAUGCUAGGCAAAUUCUCUACCACUGAACUAUGUCCUCAGCCCUACGUUUGUGUCUUGAACUGGUUUUCAGUUUACAUCAGAAUUGCUGAGAUGGAAGUUUUUGUAGACCCUCAUCCACUUGUCCACUGUAAAUAUCAAAACAAUUGACCAAGUGACAUGCCUCAAUCCCAGCAAUCAGAAGGUAGAGGCAGGUGGAUCUCUGUGAGUUUGAGCCCAGCCUAUUCCAGACCAGCCAAGACUACAUAAUGAGACCUUGUCUUAAAAAAUAUUGGAGGGAGGGGUUGUUUGGAGGGAAGGCUCAGCAUUUAGAGCACUGGCUGCUCUUCCAGAAGAUUCCCAGCACCUACAUGGCAGCUCACAAUCAUCUAUAAAUCCAGUUCCCAGGGAUCCAGGCCCUUUUUGGCCUCUGUGGGCAUUGUACCAAUGUGGUACAUAGACAUAAAUAUAGACAAACCACUCAUACACAUAAAAUAAAAGUAAAGGAAAAAAUAAAACAGAAAUUAGCAUAGAUGCAGCCCCUGACUAAACCUCAAGCCUGUUUUUCCACUUGCCAGGAAUAAAUGCAGUUUUUACAGAUACCUGCUUUCUCACAUUUUCACUGAAUCUACAAAAUUGUCCAACUCAAAAGACUGUACUAGGUUUUUGGGUUGUUUUGUUUGUUUGUUUUGUUUUGUUUUAAGCCACCAAUCAGGAUGUAGUUCUCUAUAGAACUAUGUACUACCUCCAAGGUAGCUAGCUCCUCAGUCGCUCUCCAGGUUUAUGUGGCAAAAUUAUUAUGUCAAGCAUGAUGUCAAGCAGGCCUUAGAGUUCUUUCCCACAGUAUUUACAUCAGGCCAGAAAGCAUGUGAAGUAGAAAAGAUCAUUUUGGUAUGAAGAUUCUUACCUGGGCCUGGUGUGUGUCAAACCCCAGCACAUGGAAAGUGGAGGCAGGUAGAGCAGGUCAUCCUUAGUUACAUACUGAGUUCAAGGCUAGCUUUGGCUACAGGAGACCUUGCCUCAAGCAAAACAAAACAAACAAAAAAAGGAACGUUUUUUUUUAUGACCUCCCUCAUUACCUCAGUUUCUGAUUGUGCUGUUGGUAUUGGGUGCAGUCAUGUGGUACAUUACUACAGACAAAAUGAUUGCUGUGUGCAGGCUCAGUCAUUUUCUUGAACUGCAUGGAAUUUGUGAACAUUGUAUCUAGGACUAAGGGAGCGGUCAGUGGACAUAUAGACCCACUGACCUGUGACAUGGCAGGAACCAACCAACCAGAACAGUUCCAUGUAGACUGGUAUCCACUGGUGUGCCACUUGGUUGCUCUGCAGCUGCUGCCUGGCUGUUGUCCUACAUGAAGAGACUGGAGCACCUCUGCUGUGUAUUGUAUCAUAGCAUUUGACAUGUGGUCAGAAGCUUGUAAGCUGGAGUGGAGAGAUGGCUUAUCCAUUAAGACGCCAGCUGGGCGAGGUGGUGCCCGCCUUUAGUCCCAGCACUCAGGAGGCAGAGGCGGGUGGAUCUCUGAGUUCGAGGUCAACCAGGGCUACACAGAGGAACCCUGUCUUGGGGCAGGGGGAACACUUGCUCUUCCAGAGAACCCAGGCCUCUGGGCACUGCAUACAUGUGAUGCACAGACAUACAUGUAGGCAAAAACAACCAUGCACAUAAAAAUAAAGCUUAAAAAGUUUAUAAGCUGAGGACUGAAGGGGAAGAAUUUCCAAGCAUAGUUUUACCUUUUGAAUCUUGUCAUUACGGGCUUUGACAAGUGGUCACCAAUUGGGAGUCAUGGUGCACACCUAUAAUCUCAGCACUCAUGAGACUGAGGCCGGAGGAUUGCAAGCAUGAAGCUAAUCUGACUUAACUGAGUUUCAGGCCAGCCUAGCUUACAUAGUAAGACCUUAUCUUAAAAACAAAGAAACAACAAAAAACCACGUGGUCCCUGGCUGACCCUGUGGAGCAUCUGAAUGAGUGUACUACACAUGCUCAUACUUACAGAACAAAAGUGUGGAUUUGCAGCGAAAUAUAAUUUUGUAAUGUGAAAUAAGUGAUUUGGUGAUGUUUGGUUAGUGUUAAUAAAAGUCCUGAAUAAAACUGAUAACUGAUGAAGAGGCA
Messenger RNA from Peromyscus californicus insignis, 7552 nucleotides. It is a transcript of the gene Tbc1d24, whose product is annotated as TBC1 domain family member 24. Lineage: Eukaryota; Metazoa; Chordata; Mammalia; Rodentia; Cricetidae. The record is from RefSeq and is a predicted model, not a curated record. Bases 776 to 2464 code for a protein of 562 amino acids. The transcript has 10 exons.